AUCCCCAUUGAUUGAACUUGUUGGUCUUAACGCGAUUUGCUGCUCGGAGUGUAAAGAAGCCCGAGACAUGCAACCCACAGAACGCUGCCAUAACCGAGCGGAAUAUUCCCCAUCAUUGAUGGCGCCAACCUAUGCUGGCUUUCACUGCUAUAUGUGUCUUUACGAGAGGCACGCUCUUUUCAGAAGACCGUGGCCCUACCCUGAAAGACCAUUAACAGAUUCGCAUCUUAAAAUUUCGGAUAGUUCAAUGCUUGGUAUGCCACACGGUCCUAGACACGGUCCUCUGCAUUAUUGGGUGCCUUCAGCGCACAGCCCAUACCACCCGGAUUGGAGGAGCCCUGUGGGAAACUUUAGCAGUUCAGAAAGAGCGGAACUUUCUCGCGACAAUCAUGGGUGUGCGAAAUCUACCAGUCACGYAUCAGAAACAAGAGGCUCUGCUUCACCACGACGCCACUCAACAGAAUCAAGAAGAUCCGAAGUCAAGAAAAGACGGAAAAGAACGAUUUUUACAUCAGAGCAACUGAAAAGACUGGAAGAUGAAUUCGACAAACACCAAUACCUUGUUGGAGUAGAGAGGCAACAGCUAGCCUCGUCGCUUACUCUCUCAGAAACUCAAGUGAAAAUUUGGUUCCAAAACCGUCGAAUCAAAUGGCGUAAAGACAAUCUCCAGCAAUACCCAGAUUACAUGGCCGAGUCCUUGCAGGUUCACGAAAGGAACAAAGCGAGUUCCGGUUACUAGUUGAAAGGUGACCCAUCAGAUUGUAUCCAGUACACGGCUACUCUAAUCGCGCUGACCACGUGUGACCGCGCAAGCCAUGCAUGGAUGAGACCAAAUAUAUCGGAUUAGUUUUUCGUUUCGGUAAUUAGAAAGUGUAAUUAAGCGAAUCGAAAAAAAGCCUCACCUGUUGCUGAACUAAACUGAUAUUCAUGUCCAACGCCUAGUCCGCGUUUUGCCUACGUCACUUGCAGUUAGAUUGACAGUUACCUAACGGACUAAAUGACCCAGGCUCGAAACAUUGCCGACCACAAAGUGUAAAAAUCUGCGAUGAAAGGUUCAUUUCAACUUCUCUAAGGCCAUAUUUAUACGCUCCACUCUCAUUUUAUAAGCGAAAACUAGCUUUAUUGAUCAGACAUGCAUUAAUUUAGUCCUUUAUUUUGUCUUUAAAGCAAUGUAAUCAGUUCAGUAUAUAGCAUGUUGUUUUACUCAAAGUGGGCGAGGAGUUUGAGCCAUGCAUUGUUGCAACGGCAGCGCUCACUGUCUCCUCAAAUGUAAUGGAUCCCUCGUUCAGGUUUCUCUACGACAUACCACGUUUUACUCUCUUGUAAUCCUUCCAAUUUGGUUUUUAUGGUUAUCUGUAAAUAAAACCUGACACCUAACUACAAGAUUAGGUGAUAAAGCCAUGCAAACUG
Messenger RNA from Actinia tenebrosa (Australian red waratah sea anemone), 1410 nucleotides. RefSeq lists its product as uncharacterized. Lineage: Eukaryota; Metazoa; Cnidaria; Anthozoa; Actiniaria; Actiniidae. Gene Ontology annotation, cellular component: nucleus. The record is from RefSeq and is a predicted model, not a curated record. Gene Ontology annotation, biological process: regulation of transcription by RNA polymerase II; neuron differentiation; central nervous system development. Gene Ontology annotation, molecular function: DNA-binding transcription factor activity, RNA polymerase II-specific; RNA polymerase II cis-regulatory region sequence-specific DNA binding.